UUUGUAGCGUGUUUAGUCGGCUAUGACAGAGGUUGUCAGUGAUGGCUGGAAGGGCUGCGGGUGUAAAGGGAUCCGAUCCUGUUUGUUGUGCGAGUCAGGCGGGAAAACUGUGACAGCGGGGGAUCAUGAGGGUUUCAAUAAGAAAUUACCGUUCUUCUACAGUUCAUUAGAAGGCAUAGCAAAGGGGAUUGAUGGCUGCUGGUUCCAUUUUCCAGGUGUGCAUCUGAUAAAGGAUUUUGUGACAGAAGAUGAGGAGCAACGCUUGGUACAAUUUAUGGAUCAAGGAGAGUGGAGACAUUCACAGUCUGGGCGAAGGAAGCAGGACUUUGGUCCAAAGGUGAACUUCAAGAAACAGAAACUGAGAGUUGGGAAUUUCUCAGGUCUUCCUAAUAUCAGCCAAGUGCUUUGGGAAAGGAUGAAGCAGCAUGCUGUCCUCGAAGGAUUCCUUCCUGUUGAACAGUGUAAUCUGGAUUACCAUUCAGAGAGAGGCUCAGCCAUUGAUCCACACUUUGAUGACUCUUGGCUUUGGGGUGAACGUCUGGUUAGUCUAAACCUUCUUUCAGAUACUGUGCUCACCAUGACUAGUGACGAUGUAAGUAGCCUUCAGCUGAUGCCAGUUCUACAGAAAGGAGCUGAACUAAAUAUGACUGGUUCAGAUAACAAUGCAAGUGAUGUGAACAUUGGACAGAAUCCAGUGUCUAAUAACUCUCAGGCCAAGCAAGUUCCCUGCAGCAAUGUGGAAGUAGCCAUAUGUUUACCCCGAAGGUCUUUAGUGGUUUUAUAUGGAGAUGCCCGAUAUAAAUGGAAACACGCCAUUCAUCGUGAGCACAUAAAGCACCGACGAGUUUGCAGUACUUUCAGGGAACUGUCAGUAGAGUUCAGCUUGGGUGGCAAGGAAGAGAAACUUGGGGAAAUGUUAUUAAAGAUAGCUCUUGGCUUUCAGGGGAAGGCAAUAUAAAUUGUGAAUUUUCUGUCUGAAUGUUUCACUGGGGCUUUGUUGGAAAUUUGAUGGAAAUUAUACACUUUUAACAUGGGCUAAUAUUUUGCAUAUACAGUAUAACUGAUCAGGCAAUGGCUCUGUUGAUAUGAAGGCCACUCAUAUGAUUGUAUACAUUUCACUGAUUAGCCUUUUGGACAGAUGGAGUCACUGGGUUGUUGGACAAUCAUAUUUUCUGUUUUAGGAAAUUGUAAAACUGGUGCCAAUUUUGGUCUGCCGCCAUACCCACGGCACUCACAUUUUCGGGUCUGGAAGUGGGUCCGGGCUGUCCACGUCUCAGAGUGCAAUUGCUCUUUCUGCACUAGAAGAGAUGAAUUUCCGGGUUGAAAACCGUGGACCCUGUAUGCUCAUAAUCAUAAAAUGUUGUUGGAAAAUGAUCAGACUGGGUAACCCAACUUUUCUACUUGAACACAGACUGGCUACCCUAGUUGGUGCACCAGUGGCCAGCAUAAAGCAGAUGUUAUACAGUGGGACCGAUUUAUCAUCCAUCGAUGUUCAUUGUGCAGGCAGGUGACUUCCUAAUCUCACCUUUUUUGUAAUUGAUUACUUUUGUUUCUCCCCAAACCUUUUUUAAGCUUUUUUUUCCAACUAGUGGGUUAUUUAUGGUACGCUCAUGGAAAAUUAUUUUAUUUUUUUAAAACCAGUUCAGAAAAAAACCCAAAAAGCAAGUCACUCACCUGCAAUUGUUUUUUUUUAAAGUAAUAAAAAUAUAUAAAAUAAAAAUGCAGUGUUGCCCUGCACUGGUAAAACUGGUGUGUUUGCUUGAGAGACACUGCUAUUGUUUAUAUAGGAAAGUCAGUGAGAAUGUGACCGCUCAAGACUCACCCCACUAUAUCAGUCUCCUCAAUCAGCUCUAUGAGCUCCGUGUGCUCAGCCACCAGCGCUCCAACUGUAAUAAGUCCAAAUAAGCUGCUGUGUAGCAAUGGGGGGGGGGCAGCCAUUCAAAGGAGAAAAGGCUCAGGUUACACAGCAGAACAUAAUGGUGUUAUCCAGUAUUUAAAACUGUGCCAUAUAGCUUUUUUCAAAUUUUUUGCCAUUGCUACACAGCAGCUUGUUUAAAUGAACGAUAGUAGUGUUUCUGAAGCAAACACAUACAUUUUACCAGUGCAGGGCUACAGUAUAGGAUAUUUUCCCAUCAGCAACUCGUGACUAUAUCUUUAAUAACCCCAUUAUGGACUGACCUCUGUCCCUGAUGUCCCAGCAGUCAGUAGCAAUAUGUUUCUCAUGAAAGAGCUUAUUAAAAUGAUAGCGACAUGUUUCACUUCUAUGAGGAACAUGAUGUCACGUUGAAAGAGACUGUUGUAUAUAUUCUAUCAGCAAAUCUGUUUCUCUUACCUCUGAGACAUGAGAAACUGAUUUAUAAUCAUGUGUUAUACCUAAACAAACAACAUGUCUGUGUCAAUGAAAUAAGCAAGGCUGAUCGCACAUGAGCAGAAAAAAACACGAGUACUGCAAAUUUGCCCACCGGCUGAAAGCACCACAUGUACAAUGAGCCUGAAUAUAUGAUUUUAGAAAUGACAUCCUGAAUUAUCAUCACUAGCGUGCAGCUAAGGGGACGUAUCAAAAUAUGUGUUUUAAAAGAUUGUGGUUUUUGUUUGCUGCUGUGCUACAGUUCAUGGUAAAGCAGAAGCAGUAAUCAUGGGGCUGCAUUUGCAUCAUAUUGGUGAUUUCUAAAUAUCUUUUAUCAGGAGCAGACUAACAUCAUUCUCUGCCAUCUCAGUGCUGCCUCUGUUCAUUGAGGGGCUAUUUUAUGUGCACUUGCUUGGAUGCUCAUUGAUGUAUUUUUCAGUGGCGGGGAAUUCUUUAUAAAUGAGAGAGAGCCCCAUAUGCUGCAGUGGUUGCAGUUGGGGACAAGAUACAUGUAGAAACCCAAGUUCGUGUGAAUAGGUGCCACGGUUUAAUGUUAGGCCUUAAUGAAUGACAAUCACUGCUUUAAUGUCGCUGGCAGUGAAAUGAUUUUAAUGAAUGUAUCAUUUUUAUUCUGCAAUAAAGUAAUGCAUAUCUCA
This is a messenger RNA of Xenopus laevis (African clawed frog), 3003 nucleotides long. RefSeq names its product alkB homolog 4, lysine demethylase L homeolog (gene alkbh4.L). The transcript is spliced from 3 exons. Gene Ontology annotation, molecular function: demethylase activity; actin binding; 2-oxoglutarate-dependent dioxygenase activity. NCBI's taxonomy places the organism in Eukaryota, Metazoa, Chordata, Amphibia, Anura, Pipidae. Gene Ontology annotation, biological process: actomyosin structure organization; demethylation. Gene Ontology annotation, cellular component: midbody; nucleus; contractile ring. The record is from RefSeq and is a predicted model, not a curated record. Bases 23 to 958 code for a protein of 311 amino acids.